GUCAGGACCACGCUGACCCCACAGUGUCCCCUGCAGCGGAGCGGCUGCGCCACAUACUGGGGGAGGAUGACAGCACGCCGACACCCACCAUAUUCACUGAGAUGGACACACUACAGCAAGAGGGGGGGGAACUAGAGUGGAAGGAGUCUGCGAGGUGGGUGAAGUUUGAGGAGAAGGUGGAGGAGGGAGGAGAGAGAUGGAGCAAGCCUCACGUCUCCACGCUGACCCUCCACAGCCUGUUUGAGCUCAGGACCUGUCUGCAGACAGGAAGCAUUCUGCUCGACCUGGAGGGCUACUCACUGCCACAGAUAGUGGAUGAGAUCGUGGAUCGGCAGAUCGCUGACGGUCUCAUCCCUCCGGAUCUGAAGGAGAAGAUCAGUUUUGUUCUGCUCAGGAAGCAUCGCCACCAGACCAAGAAACCGAUCCACCGCUCGCUGGCAGACAUAGGAAAAUCCUCCAACACUGCCUCCAGCCGUAGUCCUCAGACUAAUCUGAGUCGUAGCACUAGUUCAGCUUCUGGGAUCCACCGCUCCACAGAAGACCUACGCUCUCGGCAGUCAAGCAGCCUUGGCCGCCUGCAUCCCGCCCAGAGCCGAAGCAUGAACGACAUUUCAGACACACCGAGCACAGACCAGCUGAAGAACAAGUUCAUGAAGAAGAUUCCUCGUGACGCCGAAGCGUCCAAUGUCCUGAUUGGCGAGGUGGAUUUCCUGGACAAGCCCUUCGUGUCCUUUGUACGUUUGGCUCAAGCCACGACGCUGGGAGGCCUCACUGAGGUCCCCGUGCCGACCAGGUUUCUCUUCAUCUUGCUGGGUCCUCAUGGCAAAACCAAGUCCUACAAUGAGAUUGGCAGAGCGAUCGCUACACUCAUGGUGGACGACCUGUUCAGCGACGUCGCUUACAGAGCGAGGGACCGCGACGACCUGAUCGCAGGCGUGGACGAGUUCCUGGAUGAGGUGAUCGUCCUCCCUCCGGGGGAGUGGGACCCAAAGAUACGCAUCGAACCCCCCAAGAAGGUUCCAUCGGCUGAAAUGAGGAAGUCGGUGCUGAACCUGAACGAGCUGGGUCAGAUGAACGGCUCGGCGGGCGGAGCGGCUGGAGGAGAGGACGAAGAGCUUCCGGCUCCGCACGAGCUCGGAGAGGAGCUGAAAUUCACCGGGAGGUUCGCUGGUGGAUUGUGGCUGGACAUGAAAAGGAAGCUCCCGUGGUAUUGUAGCGAUAUCUACGAUGGCUUCCAUAUCCAGUCCAUCUCUGCCGUGCUCUUCAUCUACCUGGGCUGCAUCACAAACGCCAUCACCUUUGGAGGACUGCUCGGGGAUGCUACCGACAAUUACCAGGGUGUGAUGGAGAGUUUCCUCGGCACGGCUUUGGCAGGAACUGUCUUCUGUGUGUUUGGUGGACAACCUCUCAUCAUCCUCAGUUCGACCGGACCCAUUCUCAUCUUUGAAAAACUGCUCUAUGAAUUCAGCAAGAAUAACGAUAUAGACUACAUGGAGCUGCGUCUGUGGAUCGGCAUUCACUCGUGUCUGCAGUGUUUCCUGCUGGUCAUCACGGACGCCAGCUACAUCAUCAAGUACAUGACCCGCUUCACAGAGGAGGGGUUCUCCAGCCUCAUCUCCUUCAUAUUCAUCUCUGAUGCCAUUAAGAAGAUGGUAGGAGCCUUUAAGUAUUACCCAAUUAACCGCGGCUUCAAGCCGGACUACAUCACGGCCUACAAAUGUGAAUGCAUCGCUCCAGACCAGGCAUCUGUGCUGGGCUUGAAUGUUUCAGCUCCGCUCUCAGAUGAUAACAUGACUCUGUUGUUUAACCUGACAGACAUGGACUGGAGUCAGCUGAGUAAGAAAGAGUGUGUGAAGUAUGGCGGCACGCUGGUGGGGAACUCCUGUAAGUAUGUUCCCGACCUGGCCCUCAUGUCCUUCAUCCUCUUCUUUGGCACCUAUUCCAUGACCGUUUCUCUCAAGAAGUUCAAGUUCAGCCGCUACUUCCCCACGAAGCUGAGGAAGCUAAUCAGUGAUUUUGCCAUCUUCAUGUCAAUCAUGUGCUUUGUGGGUCUGGAUAUGUUGAUUGGGUUAGACACACCCAAACUAAUCGUUCCAACUGAGUUCAAGCCGACGCGUCUCGACCGCGGCUGGUUGGUGAUGCCGUUCGGUAAGAACCCCUGGUGGUGGUAUGUGGCCAGCUUCGUUCCCGCUCUCCUCGUCACCAUCCUCAUCUUCAUGGACCAGCAGAUCAGCGCCGUCAUCGUCAACCGCAAGGAGAACAAACUGAAGAAAGGCUGUGGCUACCACCUGGACCUGUUCUGGGUCGGCGUUCUGAUGGCCGUGUGUUCCUUCAUGGGUCUGCCCUGGUACGUGGCGGCUACCGUCAUCUCCAUCGCCCACAUCGACUCUCUGAAGAUGGAGAGCGAGUCCAGCGCCCCCGGAGAGCAGCCGCAGUUUCUGGGAGUCAGGGAGCAGAGGUUGACGGGUAUUCUGGUCUUCGUUAUGACUGGACUCUCAAUCUUCCUCGCGCCCAUCCUUCAGUACAUCCCCAUGCCGGUCCUGUACGGAGUCUUCCUCUACAUGGGAGUGGCCUCACUCAGUGGCAUCCAGUUCUGGGAGCGGAUCAAGCUCUACCUCAUGCCAGCCAAACACCAGCCGGACUUCUCCUUCCUGCGUCACGUUCCUCUGAGGCGCGUCCACCUCUUCACCCUGGUCCAGAUCGUCUGUCUGGCUGUCCUCUGGAUCCUCAAGUCCACGUUCCUGGCCAUCAUCUUCCCAGUGAUGAUUCUGGGUCUGAUGGUCGUCCGGAAGCUGCUGGACGUGAUCUUCUCACAACACGACUUGGCCUGGCUGGACGACAUCCUGCCGGACAAAGACAAGAAGAAGAAGGAGGACGAAAAGAGGAAGAUGAAGGAGAAGAAGACGGCGGAGACGGAGAGCGACGAGGAGAUGAACCCGUACUCGACGGUCACAUCUGAUCAGAACGAACUAGACCGCAGCAUCACUCUGCACCUGAAGAUCUCCUGCCCCCCCUCACCUGUCCACUCCCAGACGAGCCUCACCCCCGGGGACGCCGCUCCAUUGCACCCGCCGCAGCCGCCACCUCGCCCGCCCAUGCCCAUGGUCAGCAUCCAGGUGGAGUCAGACAGCGAGGAAUCUGGACUCUACUCCAAACAACAACAGCACAGCCUUUCCCGCCCUAAUAACCCCCCACCACCUGAAAUACACAGAGACUUUUACAGAAACCUGCACGCUCACUUUGGUGAUUCCUGUGCUGAAACCGUUCUUUAAACACAACCUACAAACGCACGCGCACACACACACACACACACACACACACACACCUACACAUCCAUCAUAAACCUACCUUAGCUCUCAGGUCAUAUCUCCAGGAACCAGCUCCCUGUAGUGACGCUAGUAGAA
This is a messenger RNA of Seriola dumerili (greater amberjack), 3404 nucleotides long. Its product is annotated as electrogenic sodium bicarbonate cotransporter 4-like. NCBI's taxonomy places the organism in Eukaryota, Metazoa, Chordata, Actinopteri, Carangiformes, Carangidae. Gene Ontology annotation, molecular function: sodium:bicarbonate symporter activity; monoatomic anion transmembrane transporter activity; solute:inorganic anion antiporter activity. Gene Ontology annotation, biological process: monoatomic anion transport; bicarbonate transport; transmembrane transport. The coding region runs from base 102 to 3272 and encodes 1056 amino acids. The transcript has 25 exons. Gene Ontology annotation, cellular component: plasma membrane. The record is from RefSeq and is a predicted model, not a curated record.